AAGCGUCCGUGCCCCUGCGGUCGGGAUAUUGACUUCCUAUUAUGAAUUUCCACUUCCCUUGAAAUGUUUCCAGAAGACCAUAAAUAGGAAGCAAUCGACAGUAUUCCUCAUUCCGAUCACACAUUAUCUUAGCGCACUUGCGUAUAUACAGUAACUAUUCACUACAUUGGCAAGCAUGAAGUGUCUGUUGUUUGUGCUGAGCUUCGUCGGCGUUAGUUACGCCUCGCAGGGUCAUUACGAAGGAGGAACCGUAACAUGGAGAGCCGAUCCGCUACAUCCUCAAAAUAUAAACGUGACGGUCCAGCUAAACUUCAAGCACAGCUACACCAACGGCUACCUGCACGAGCCGUGCACGGACGCGGCGAUCCAGCGGAGAGAAGUGCUUAACACGGAGGGGGCCUUCAAGCUUGAUGGCGAGAGGGUGACGUGGGCCAAGUAUGUCUGCUCGGCCUAUGACGAAGUCGAUAACUGGAGUAUGGGUACCUACACUUUUGCCCAUACUUUGAGGCCGGGCCAGACCAGCCUCCAAAUCAAUUACGAGGAAUGUUGCUGGCUGACGGACAUUGCUAACAACGGGAAGCAGGUGAGCGAGGGCCGGGGCUGGAACCUAGCCUCGACGGUCGACAUCAGCCCUCGACCCGACAACAACGCCAUCAACAACCCGCCCAUGGCUGCCGCCAUCCCGGUCUUUAAGAUGAACAAGGGAUGCCAGAGUGCCUUGUAUAUCCCGGCUUGGGAUAAUGACGCAGACAUAGUCAAAUGUCGCUGGACUGACCCCGACAGAAACGAAUGCAACAACCAGGAUGGCGACGUGUGCGGUCCCCUGUACGUGGACGCGAAGAGGAGGAAGAUUGGGGCGGAGCUUGAACAGGACACCUGCAAGCUGAUAUUCCGCUCGAAGAACCCUAAAGGCAUCUACGCCAUGUCGGUCAUGAUCGAGGACUUCGCCCCUUCGGACUUGACCACGCCCUUGAGUAAGAUCCCAUUGCAGUUUCUGGUGUCGGUGGUCCCGCGUAACGGCAAGUGCCGUAAGCCAGUCAUGUUGGACGUGCACGGGGCGUGCGUGACGAUCCCGGCCGGGCGACCCAUGCAGAAAUCCAUCACAGCUCGGAGCUCUUCCCCGGACUUUCGGAUUGAAAGCAUCGACACAAUAAAGCCCCUCGGCAUUACCGUUUCCCCCGUUGCCAAAGUAGAAGGAUCCGACACUGACUAUUACGUCAUGUUGUCUUGGACGCCAUCCAUUGGUCAGAUUGGGCGUCACGUGAUCUGUUAUAAAGCCGAAGAGGAAGGACGUUUCUACAGUGACAUGGCAUGUGUUUACAUCAAUGUUGUCGAUCCUGAUGUCUACGAACCACUGCAUGUGCUAAAGUCGUCGUCUGUCCCCGCAGAAGGUUCGGAAAUAACAGAUAGGAACUUCCGAAUACAAUUCAACAAACAGGUUUCAAGACCGGACAAGGCAGCUUUUAUUUCCAUCCUGGACGCCGAAGAUGAAGUCAUUUUCAGGGCAGACACUUCAUCAGAAACGGAAGUCGAGUUGCAGGGAAACAUUCUCAUGUUCUCUCUUCCGCCGGACGUUAUACUGAAGUACGGAAGCGCCUACAGGAUACGGGUUGAGGCGCAGGCGGUCAGGCCAACUGAAAGGUGUGGGUCGGCGCCCUCUGUUGACGAAUGGAAUUUCACAUGGAUGGGCCGCAAACUCCCCGGUAAACUGGAAGGCCCCGACACAGUUCUUGAGCAGCCCAGCUCGGCAGACUGUCGCAGUAACUUCAUGCAAGUGUUUGUCUCCAAGGAACUGGUCGGGGAACUAGACCCCUCCGCCAUGCACCUCAACGACCCGACAUGCACCGGCAGAGAAUACAACGCCACUCAUUACGUCAUCGGGACGUCGUAUAACAUGUGCCAAACAUCCGUACAGGCAGCCAAUGAAGUUGGUCUCGUGUCUUUCGAGAAUACGGUCUACAUCCCACCUCAACCGUACACCCCAGAGAGCGAGAUUACGCGAGAUCAUUUCAUCGAAAUACGCAUGUCCUGCCGUCUCCAUAGCGACAAUGUCGGCUACGUGGCCUUUGACCCCAACGUCACCACGAUCGUUUACUACGAAGAAGGCUUCGGGAAAUUUGACUUCUCGUUGGACAUGUACGAAGAUGUCUACUACGCCACGCCCAUCGAUCGCCACGCCCACCCGGUGCCCGUUCAACUCGACCAGCCCGUGUUCUUUGAGGCCCGCAUCAACUGCGAUCCAGAGAAGCAUUGCGACAGUGACGUCAUGAUGAUUGAUAGCUGUUGGGCAACGCCCACAACCAACCCUUUCGACGUCACUCGUUUCGUCUUCAUAAAGAAUGGAUGUGCCAAAGAUGACACCAUACAAUUCCUGCCAUCGCCUUCAAGUAACAUAAAGCGAUUCUCCGUUCAUUCAUUUGCCUUCCUCGAUGAACACAUCUACAACCCGGUUUAUGUUCACUGCAAAAUGAGUAAGUGCAAUGCCCAGGGCGUCGAAUCAAGCUGUGACGUUAACUGUGAAGAGCCAAUGGAAUCAGAGGAGUCGGUUGACGUCAUCGACGGCGACACCGGCAACAAUUUAGUGCGCAGGUCAAGACGUGACGUCAGUGACCAAUCUCCCCAGGCAACAGAGCACAUAGCAACGAGACGACUAAACCCAGAGGGAAACCUAGAUGCAAAUGCAACCGCGGGAUUCAACGCCGACGUUGUAGAAAUCGCAAUGCUUGGAAGCGUCAUAGUCCUACUGCUGAUGCUCAUCUGUGCCCAGCAUAUGAAACAAUACGCGGCUGGAGAGAAGACUACCAGUAGCGCUUAACAGAGUUUAAAUGACUUUUAAUCUAAAUCGGAAAUUUUACUAACAUUAUUUGAAUAGUUUAAAUAUCUCUUUUUCAUUAUUGUGGGGUAAAGGGAUUGGCGAAGUCUUACUUUACUCAAGGAAUGUUGCACACCAUCCUAAACUCGAUGAGUCAUUUUGAAAUCAGUGAUGGGGCUCGUAUGAUUCAAAAAUUCUGCCUUGCAGAUCUGCUUGCCUUUGAAUUGACUGGUUUGGCGGUACUUUACCAACUCUGUUUGAAGUAGAAUUUGUUUUAAAAUGAGUAAGUACUUUUAAUCUAUUAAAACAGGUAUUUCUGCCUCAAUUAUGGAACACUACAUUCAAGGAAUUUCACUCCAGAUGAUAAUUUAAUGAAAUGUCGAUUAAAUGUGGCAACAAUGGAAUCAAAA
Patiria miniata (bat star) is the source of this 3222-nucleotide messenger RNA. RefSeq lists its product as uncharacterized. Bases 176 to 2815 code for a protein of 879 amino acids. The record is from RefSeq and is a predicted model, not a curated record. The transcript has 13 exons. Lineage: Eukaryota; Metazoa; Echinodermata; Asteroidea; Valvatida; Asterinidae.